Molecule: messenger RNA, 18789 nt
Organism: Paramuricea clavata
Lineage: Eukaryota; Metazoa; Cnidaria; Anthozoa; Malacalcyonacea; Plexauridae
Source: the annotation of a GenBank genome assembly
AACGUUGUUUGGCCUCUUUUGGUAGGUUUUGGCUACUUUUUCAACGGCAUUUGGUUCCGAGCAUGCGCAAGAACCUACCAACCCUGCUCCUCGUACCGUUUGUUUGGUCUACCUGAAAUGACCGAUGUUUCGAGACAAGGCUCGUCGUAGCUAUGAACCUCCUGAAGAAAAGCUUUUUCUAGAAACAUCAACGUAGCGCAGAGUUUCAAACCCAAACUACAAACUUACAGUACAACAGACAGUUUACCUGUUGGUCGUUGUUGACAUUGUCUCCCAGGUCGAGCUGUAUUAAAGACUCGGACCAUUUUAUUAAAACCACAAUAUAUCUUACUUCCGUCCAAAUUAAAUGCUGCACAAUGAGGUGAUACAAUUUCGUCCUGAAUAGAUUAAAAUUUAGUUCAACAUAUAUUAUGUAACCAUAAUUAAAAUCAUCAAAAUAAAAAAAACAACCUGGAAUAAAGAGGGAUCUCGGAAUCCUUUAUCCUUCGGCUACAAAACUGAGGAUAUAAUCUCCAAUACAAAGAGAGUAAAAACGUGCCUACCAUGUGACUAUAAGCUCUGUAGGAGCAUCGUAUUUGUCCUGUGAAAGCAUCCCACAAAUGUAAAGGAUGGUCACGACUGCUGCUGAUAAAACUAAAAUAUAUAUAUUCAAGAAAUUAAUGUAUAUGUCAAUAUGAUUAUAUACUGAAUACAUAUUAAGUAUUUUGUUAAGUUGUGUCUGCCCAUGAAAAUAAGUUUAUCUUUAUCACUUCUCUGCGUUUCGAGUGAAGAUCCUAUUCUCUCUCAUGAAUACAUAUAUUAGCCAAGGUUGUCUUUUUUAGAUUUGAUUGUUAUUGUUAAGUAGUAUUUCGUGGAUAUAUAAUAUCUCAGUUGCAGUACAAAGCUGAGCAAAUAUGAAAACAACACAUGGUCUGCAUAACAUGUGUGGAUGCCUUUUAAAUGUGUGAAAGCAUGAUAUAGAUGAUUGUUAUAGUAUUGAUUCUUAGUAUAUGCACUUUGAUGCCAAUCAACUUACCAACAUGUGUCAGGGUCAUAAGAGGACAUAUUAGGAUACCAAUUGUAGUCAUAAAUUGUUUCUCCUUCCCUCAUUCCAAGAACUGAACUCUACACACGAAAUUAAGAUUGCAAAACUUGAGAUUGCAAUACAUUGGUUUUGAAGACUGAACACAAGAAUAAACAGACUGCUUGGAAACUGACCAUUUCAGGUAGAAUAUCACAGGUAUUAAAAUCAGAAUAUAAUUCAAUUGGCAGAUUAAAAAGUCUUAACAUAUUGUCAUCACUGCAUGUUAGAAUACAUGUUCCAUCUGGUGACCUAAGUAAAGAAAACAAAAGAAAUGAUGCAAGUUCAAUUUAACUUUGAUCACAUCUUACUUAUAGAGUAAUGGGAAAUACACAAAUAGGGAAACGAAAUUUCAUCGACAACUCGCAAUUCUAUUCGUUAGAGUGUUCGUUCGCAGUUCGUUCUAUUCGUACUUUUCAUGUAGUUGGUAAAGUACACAUUUUAUAAUGCACCUAUCAAUGUUAAUCCCGAGGGAGGGGGGGUCGGGCAAGGGGUGGGGAUUUGACAUUUUUACAAAAAAAAUGUCAAAUGCCACUCCCUCGGGAGAAAAUUCCAGGGCAAAAUUCCCCACCCCCCGGGAUGAAAUUGUAUUACUGAAGUAUUUGGUUUCUGGUGCACUCUAUAUGUCAGGUGAUAGGGAAAUUACACAAAUUACAUUUGGCUGUAUAAUUUAAAGAUAUAACAAACAUAAAGAACGUUUCAAAAUAACUUAAAAUACUCAUUAAUAAUUUAUAUACCUUGCGCCACACCAUGGUGUAGUGGACUGGAAUACAGGCUAAUAAAACACAGUAUUCUUAUAUAAUUAUAUUGUCAGUAUUCUAAUAUAAUUGUUCGCCCUAAUUAGUAUUCUUUUGUACUCGUAUUUUAAGUUGUGCGCCUCGCGUUUUAUAUCUGAUAAAACACACUCCUGCUCGCGUUUUAAAUAGUACAUAACGUGAACUUUUAAUAUACAAGUAUAAAUAGAUAUUAAUAUAAUUAUAAAAUGGCUUUUAAGUGUUUAUUUCUUGUCCAGAAAUUUCCAUAUUUCUUGUGAAAACAACGCGCGAGACAGCGAGCGAUAAACUAGUGCCCAGUCUUCAGUUUGUUCCUGACUCUUCCACAGUCCCUCGUUACCUUUUAGUGCGGGAGGAUAUGCCCGUUCGCGGGUUAGGCGUUGACAGCUACAACGCGGGCGACUGGGGACGAGUCGGAGUUUGUUCUAAAAUUGGCUCAGGUUUCUUCAGUAUAUCGUCUGAGAUCAGUGUUAAUCUGUCAAAAAUCCCCACCCUCGGGCCACUUAGAAAAAAAGUGUCAGUCCAAAUCCCGACCCAUGGGACCACCUGAUUGAUCAAAUCCCCACCCUUUGCCCGACCCCCCCCCCCUCGGGGUUAACAUUGAUAGGUGCAUUAUAUUAUAUUAUAUUAUAUUAUAUCAUAUUAUAACAUAUCAUAUCAUAUCAUAUAUCAUAUAUUAUAUUAUAUUAUAUUAUAUUAUAUCAUAUCAUAUAUCAUAUCAUAUCAUAUCAUAUCAUAUCACAUAUCAUAUCAUAUCAUAUAUCAUCAUAUCAUAUAUCAUCAUAUCAUAUAUCAUAUAUCAUAUAUCAUAUAUCAUAUAUCAUAUCAUAUAUCAUAUUAUGUUAUAUUAUAUUAUAUUAUAUUUGUUACAUACAAUGCGAAUAUAUUACAGCGACCCGGUCAGCAUAAGGGUGUACAUAUAGAGGGACCUGUAUUGGAAAUAAAAUCCACUUAUACUUAACUAUAAGCAUACAAGGUUUUAGUCAGCCGAUUUAUGGUUUAUAGAUUCAUAUGCUAAAUCAAGAAACAGUUAUAGUGGUAUGAUCUGUCGGCUCAUUAUUCCCAAUCCUCUGUAACUGGCUCCGUUAUAUGUACCAUGCACCUUAGACUUGCCACAAGUCGACUUGUUGUUUGGGCCGAGCGCCGAAAGCGCGAGCACACCUAAACCAUAAAUCGGCCGACUAAAAUCCUGGCGUGUGUGCCCAGCUUAAGCCUGGUUUCCAUUUAUGACCAUGUGAAAGUGGCAUGUGUAAUGGUAUUCAACAUGUCUGGAUAAGGAAGAAACUUAUUUGAAUCGUGUUUACAUGUAGCACAUGCACAAAACAAAGAUCCACGCAGGCCUAGUUGGCUAGUUUACAUCGCUGAAAAUGACUUGGUCACCCAACCAAGUUGUCAUUAUUAUAUAAUGUUGUUGUCGUUGCUGUCGUCGUUGUUGUUUGUCUUGUUGCUCUUGUUGUCGUUGUCGUCGUUCUUGCCGAUUUCGUCAUCGUCGCUAUAUUGUUAUCCUUGUGAUACGUUGUCGUCGUUCUUGCCGAUUACGUCGUCGUUGUUGAUGUUGUUGUUGUUGUUUAUCUUGUUGCUCUUGUUGUCGUCGUUGUUCUUGCCGAUUUCGUCACGUCGCUAUAUUGUUAUCCUUGUGAUACGUUGUCGUCGUUCUUGCCGAUUACGUCAUCGUCGCUAUAUUGUUAUCCUUGUGAUACGUUGUCGUCGUUCUUGCCGAUUACGUCGUCGUCGCUAUAUUGUUAUCCUUGUGAUACGUUGUCGUCGUUCUUGCCGAUUACGUCAUCGUUGUUGCUGUCGUUGUUGUUGUUUAUCUUGUUGCUCUUGUUGUCGUUGUCGUCGUUCUUGCCGAUUACGUCAUCGUCGCUAUAUUGUUAUCCUUGUGAUACGUUGUCGUCGUUCUUGCCGAUUACGUUGUCGUUGUUGCUGUUGUUGUUGUUGUUUAUCUUGUUGCUCUUGUUGUCGCCGUUGUUCUUGCCGAUUUUGUCGUCGUUGUUACGGUUGCUGUUGUUUUUAAUUACUGUUUGUGUAGUUUUUCUUGUGCUGAAACAAAAGUUUUGUGCAUGUGUUUUGCUUAUAUAGCUAAAACUAAAAAUUAUUGAUAUAGAUUGCACUGACUCGUUAUGGAGAAGCCUCCGUGGGAGGAGUUAAGAUCUUCGAGAAGCACUUAUGAAUCUCAUGCGGAAAUAGAGCAUAAAGACAAUGACUUAAUCUUCAAAGCACAAACACUUAACAUAUAAAUUGUCAAUAAUACGGACGAUCUGUUAUACUUAUUAUUUGUCUAGUUAUACGGAUCACGCCAGAAGAUAACCACGAACAGAGACUGAACACAUUUUCUUCUGGUCCCAAUAUGGAGACAAAUAUAGGUUAUACUCCUGAUAUGCCUCCUGAUAAUAGUGAACAAGGUGAGUGGCGAAAAUGUUGAAAACAUAUCAGCUACAAAUAUAGCCAUGCAUUAUAUAAUAGUCAUAGAAGGAAGUUUCUUUUUUGACACAAGGACUGAAUCGCUGCAUGUCGAAAAGUUUAGAUUUGUGAACUAGAUUUUUUGGAUAAAUUUCUUAACAUUGGCAGAACUGAUCAUUGAAAACAGUGCUGACGUAACCAAAUUGUUUUAAAUCAGUGAGAGAUUUGGCAUUUUGGGCCAUAAAUAUCCGACAACUUAAAACAAUUAAAAUGUAAUAUUAAUAAAAAGCCAGGUAUAUACGUACGCCUCGGUAUGUAAAGUUUUCUUAUACUACAUACAGUAUAUACUGCUUCUAACUAUAAGGUCGGUCAUAUAUUCCGACGAUAACGGAUAGGCACGACAACGACUAUAUACAGACAGUAUAUCAUCAACCGAGUCUCUGGCAACUAUGAAGGCCGGCUUUUGCUAGAUCCUCAGUUUCAAGGUUUGUCAUGAACCAAUCAAUACCUAUAGGCUAUACGACUACGGUUACAGUAUGAGCAGUGUGUAAAACGCAAGCCUAUAAGUAUAAUUAGGUACAAUAGUUUCAUACAUGUCAAGGUAUAUGAUAUAUUAUAUAUCAGCUAUACAUUGGACUAUUUUAGCACUGUGAUCAACUCAAUGUGAUCAUUGGACUAUUUUAGCACUGUGAUCAACUCGAAAGUUUAGUGAUCAACUCGAAAGUUUAUGCUCCUUUGAUCACUACGCACCUAGCUUCACUUUAUCAAAUUAACUUGAAAUUGUUAAUUCAAAACAUAAUUAUUUGUAAAAUUUUAUAUACAUUUUCCUUGUUUUGUAAAUAGUGCAGUUCCUGAAUAAAUCUCUAAAUCUCUGAUGAUUUGUUUUUAUCCUUAAUUAUUUCAUAUAUUCGUCACGGAAAAAGACUAAGCGCGUGCACGGGUUAAUCAGCCUAAUCAGGGUCUUUUUAAUUUACUCUUCGUGGUAGACACACACUGGCUAACCAUUAAUACCACACAAGAGAAUUAAUUAGACCGUUAUAAUCUAUGAUGAAAUAUGCCCCGACCUUUUAAUCAAAAUUUGGGAAGGAUUCUUCUUCAAAUGGUUAAAGAAACGUCAGCAAGGAUCCGGAAUUCUGAACCAAUUAACUUGGCAAUUUAAUUUAAAUUCCAAUUUCAAAUUCCAUUUAUUAAUUAUAACCGCUAAUUUUUCGGAUCGAUUUAAUCAUUCAAAUCUUGACUUGUAAGGAUCGAAAGCAACGAAAAAUAUUCACUGUGUCAUAUUUGCAUUUCAAGUAUCGCUGACAAAAUAAACGACUAUAGAUGGCCAUAUUUGCCAUAUUUACUGACCGGGUGGGCAUCAAUAAAAAUGUGGCGUAACAGAACGCUAGCUGCUGCCUGCUGUGACAGUUUUAAGGAGGUGGCCUUCCUUUGACUAUUGACUCGGUAUUGUCAACGAUUAGUUCGAUUGCCCGAGUCACCGUAGCAAUUUAGAUCGAUCCGAAAUCACCAGGUUCAGAGCCGUAUCGCGCCAAUUGUGGACCACCAAAAACGAGCUGUGACAGACUCGAGAUCGAUCUAAACUAAAUCACCUUGAGAGGUGGUCUUGGAUCGACAAUUCACAUUUUACCACCGAGCUGAUUUCUGGCUUAGCAGUCUGGUAUUUUCCCCACUUAUCAACGGUAGUUAAUUCAGUAAAAAUUUAUUCAAAUAUUUGUGCAAGUGUGGACACUCCACCAGAAGUCCAAAGAAACGUCCUCGGAUCGUUCUCAGAUUGCUCUAAUUUAGCCAUUCGGUCUCAAAAUGUGGAAAGUGUGACCGGCCCCUAUAAUGAAACUAAGACAAUUAAGUAUUCCGGAUUUUUAUUAGCUAAUAAUGAUACCAAAAUGGCAGUGGCUGUUUAGUGUACGUACGUAAGUUUCCUCUAGAUUUGCGUGCAAUAUCCAAUGGCAAUAUAUGUGCGUAUUAUAUGUGCAUACCACUGAAGCUUUGUCACCGAAUAGAGGUUGUCGUCUUGUGUCUUGUAGCUAAUACUAUGUAGUAUAGACAUGCAUAGGUUGGCAGAGGAAUAGCCUUGUAACAUAUUUCUAAUACCGUUAUACAGGCAGACAAAGAAUUGAAUACUGAACAUCAGUGUAGUUUGUAUGGCAAAACUAAAUCAGCUAUGACGGAACAGUGUUGUUUUUUAAUUUAAUUAAAGAUAGCUACUUGUUUGCCAUGCAGCGCUUUCUGAAUUUUGGCUAAAACUUAAUAUUGACUCAUCAUGAUACUUUGUUAUUUGAAUAAUAAUAUUAAUAAUAUUCAAAUUCAAACGAACUAUUGUGUACUGAAGUUAUAAAAGAAAAUAUGCAUAUAAUUGUACAGUGUAUCAAAGUCAAAGAACACAUGCAUAUAAAAUAAUAAAAGCCGCGCGCUGUUUGAACUUGAAUGAUUGGAAAGAAAGGCAGCAUAUUUUAAUAUCUAGUACUAUAGAUAGCGAUGCAGUAAAACUGUCCUUUCCAGAUCUUAUACUCCCUUAGUUUCAUUACUUCCAUCUGCCUUUCGUAUACAAAAACUGUCUACAGCAUCUGGUCUUAGUAUGUACGAGUUUACCAGGCAACCAAUAAUUAUAGUGAGCGUGCAUGUAAGCACGGUUAAUAGAUCUAGUUCUAUUAACCGUGAUGUAAGCAAGCGGCGUUUUUGUCCAGCACGGACGUCACCUGCAUGAAAAUUGGUCAAACUAACUUUGCGUCAUAGCGCUCGUGUAUAAGGAAACAAAAAACUUUAAAAAUCUUGUGUUUUGUCACAUGUAUUGAAGAUUACUACAAACUGCUUCAAAACACAGUUUUUAGUCCAGUCUCCUUCGGCAAUGUGACGUAUGUGUUGACAAAACUAUAAAUCACUAUUAAUGCUUAGUUACGGAUCUUUAACGACAUUUUAGUUGUACUUCGUUUUGUUUUUAGUUACGGGACUCCGGGGUAACAGAAAUCGGCUUUUUCGACUACACUCAUGAAGACGUGAGAAAAAUUUUGUGUUACAGUGAGGGGGUGAGGUGGUAUUAAAUUUUCUGGACCAUCCAUUUAGCCUGAAAAUGUGCUGUGAUAUAUGUGUAUAAGUAAUUAAAUAUAGCAAGAUAAAUUCCCGCAAUACGGCAAUAGUAUUAAUUACAGCAAUGAGUUACAGCAGCUUGUGGAUCCAUGCAAUUAUAAAUUGAUAAUCUUGGAUACAUUUUCACCUAAAAGACGAGCAAAUGUAUUAUCAUUGAAUAAUUGGUCACCUAGCAAGUAAUGCUACAUGACUGAAAAAAUUUGGACUGUGAUAUACAAGUUCAUACUGCAUGAAAACAAAUAUUAAUAGAAAAACGUCAGAGACAGAGUAUUCUCCAGAUAUUCCGGCCCACAAGUCACAACAAUCUUUCGGCUGGACUAAACUGUCAAUUCGAAUAUAAUUAAUCACGCAGCUGACUCAAAAUUACAUGAAGCCAAGAAUUAAUAACAAAGAAAUCUUAACGAUCGUAUAGACGUGGGAAAAUAUUCGAAAUACAGUUAUAAAUUAUGCAAAAAUGCAAUAUCUCGGGCAGUUCAACUCAAUAGCUCUUCAAUUGAUUCCUAUAGCUUGAAUGAUCUUUCAUAUCGAUCAAAUUCACAACAACUCACAUUCACAACAGAAAUAACGCACGUACAGCAAAUGAGAAAAUAUUGUUUUAGCUUUUAGCUUUUACAUUCUAAUGCAAUGAUUAUAGCCUUGCGGCCCUAUCAUAUUCGGCAAACUAAUUAAAAAAUUAAUUUCAAACUAUAGCGGUAAAAACUUAGAGGUAAAAAAACGUAUCGAUUUUUCUUUGACCUAUAUAGAGUAAAAAUUAUCUACGUCAACAACUGAAGGCUAGUGCAAUAAGCCUGGAAAGGUUGUAACUGUGGUCAAAAUGAACUCAAUUAAGAUUUUUUAAUUAAGUCAUUGUGUCUCUGACGAACUUAAGAUGCAAUGAAUUUGGCUUGGGUGUGGGAUUCCAGCGUAGGAAGCAGUUGAACAAUAUUGAAAAUGCCAAAAUUGGCUGAGGAUGUAAGUUGAUGAGAAGUAUAGAAAAAAACUUUGUCUUUGAUAUUUCGAAUAAAGGCAGAGUACUUGGCCUUCUUCGCCUGCAUCAUCGCUCGAAACGUCAGUCGAAGCUUUUUCUACAUUUUUCAACGAGUUACAUCUUUCAAGCAACAUUUUAAAUUCAACAAAGGUUUGCAGUCCACACACAAAUGCCUUAUAAGGUAUUUGAUAUUUAUACACUAGUGACAAGUCCGUUACCGUUGGCAUUGUCUUUUCCUGAUUUACUUUUAUAUUAUUUCACUUCCUUUAUAUAUCACCAUAUUAUGCACGAUCAGAAAUAUUGCGGUCACAAAUUAAGAGCUAACUGAUAAACUAGCGCAUCUUAACUGAACAUGUGUACAAUGUGUUGUCAUGCACUGAACUAAGCCAGUAUAAGGGGGGAUCUGGUCUUUGCCCUGAAGUAUGCAUAUUUAUAAGGUAUUCAAGACUGUUUGAUAGUACUGAUUCAUUUUCAAGACUGUUUGAUAGUACUAAAAAUGAUUGGUUAACUGUCUUUGCAGGAAUAGAGUUGAAACUCUACAACCCCAACAACGAGGAAGAUGACAUCAGCAAUGGGGACUUAGGGGAGUAUAUAGAACCAGAAAACAGCAUAAAGGGCAGUAAUGACCAUUCCGUUGUUGUUGAAACAAAGACUGAGAAGGAGACGCCAAAUGGAGAAGUUUCGGGUGAAAAACGUGAUACAUGGGGAAACAAGGCAGAGUUUCUUCUUGCUUCCAUUGGAUUAGCUGUGGGUCUAGGAAAUGUCUGGAGAUUUCCUUACUUGUGCCAAAGAAAUGGAGGGGGUAGGUAUUUGUCAUUAAUUCCAGGGGAACAAAGGGGUAGGUAAUUGUGAGGGCAUGGGUACAGCAAGGAAGGUGAUAAUACGCAGAGGAAUAAGGAGAAGUUGUUUUUUUCAUCAUUGGUCUGGCAGUACUGUGGGCUUAAAAAACGUCUGGUAAUAAAAUUAUUUCAAUAUCCUCUAUACAGAGUGUUUCUGUACGUACACUACAGAAGGAGAGAAGGACGUGCUAAGACAAUCAAACUUUUCUAUUGGCUUCGAUAUGUAACUGCCUUAGGGUUCGUUUUGAGAUUUUUAACUCCGGUUGAUGACACAAUCAAGAGUUUGUAGAUAAUCUAUUUAUUAAACACCUGCAGGUAAUCUAUAGACCCAUUGCAUGACGUCACAAAUCCUUAGAGUGUCCUCCAGAUGCUACCUAACAAUAUCUGUUCGGGUACAACAACCACACGCAGCGCAAAAAUUAACCAUUUUAAUACAAAAUUAUUAUAAACUUUUACAAAAUUUGCUUUGUUUACAAAAGUUAUAUUAUGCAUAGAUUGCAUGCUAAUUUGUCCUCCAGAUGCAUCGUCACCGGCGCUGUGACGUCAUGUGCAAUGGGUCUAUAUUGUCAGGUGGCCUCUUGUUCAUGGCCAUCUCAAUUUUUCCUUUGUUAUUUCUAAUUUUCCUUAUAUUAAUUGUAAUAAAAUUGAUAUUGAAAAUACAUGUUAAAAGGAAUUCCAAAGAAUGCAUGUAUACUGUAUAUAAAAUAAAUAUAUUUAAGUGUCUGUUGUUGUAGUAGCUUAUAAAGUUAUGAGUUGCUCAUGAGUAUAUGUCAAACUUAUAUUUCAGAAAACCCUUUUAUAUAUACGGAAAUCGAAGUAACCUCGUGACAACCGGGGAGAUGUGUUUCAAAUAUACAAUAUAUUAUUAGUAAUAUCACUGUUCGCGAAUUCAGGUUUAAGACCUAUUAGUUCAACGCACACUUAUAUAGUGUGCAUGCGUGGUGUUCGCAUUUUUGAACUAUGGUAUUUCAGUAAUUACCUUAUUGUUCUUAUUUCAGGUGCGUUUCUUAUUCCAUAUGUAAUUUUCAUGUUCAUCGAAGGCAUUCCAUUGAUGUUACUUGAGUUCGCCAUUGGUCAAAAGAUGCGAGGUACAGCAGUCCGGAUUUGGAAAGAUAUCCAUCCAGCAUUGUUUGGAGUCGGCAUCGGUUGUUUAAUGGUUUCCCUGUUGCUUUGUAUGUACUAUGUGAUUGUAAUUGCAUGGUGUCUUCUGUAUCUUUUCAUUUCGAUGACUAAAAAUCUACCAUGGGCUUCUGAAGAAGUUUGUUCCAAGAACACAGAGUACAAUACAUUGAAAGAUACUCGAGAUUACUGGAAAAACAACUACACUUCCUCUGCGCUAAAUGCGACAUUCAGGAAUAACUCCCAAGCCAUGUACAUGAUAGCAAAGCAGAAAGUGGACAACUUUAGUGAUUGUUGUGUCAUUGAUCCUCCUCAAUGGUAUUUCUAUACUGAAGUAUUGGAUAUCUCAACUGAAAUUGAAGAUUAUGGUGAUGGUUUGAAUGGAAAGCUGGUUGGUUGCUUAAUAUUGGCAUGGGUCAUUGUUUAUCUUUGUGUUGUCAAAGGGAUCAAGUCCAGUGGAAAGGUAUAAAUGAAGGAAUGCACUUGAAAAACUCAAGUUUACAUGAAAUAGUAUGUUUACGUAAAACUAAUUGUUAAAAAAAUUAAAACAUUUAUAUGUACAUUAAGUUUAAAAUUCAGAAUGUCUCACUAUAAAAGUGCGCCCACUUGCAAAUAAAACUGUCUUGGAAACGUUUCGUUCUACAUUUAUGUUAAAUUAUGAUACAUUAGAUCUUUUGAUCGAAUUUACAAUCUUCAUCAUUUUUAAUGCAACUGCAUUGUAUAUAGGAACUAGCACGUAAAGUUGCAUACACCUUUGAAGUUAUAUUUUUAUUCAAUUAUUUUUUGCUUGUUUUUAGGUUGUGUAUUUUACAGCAACAUUCCCUUACAUCAUUCUUAUCGUGCUACUUAUCCGAGGAGUGACAUUGGAUGGAGCUAGGAAUGGAUUGGAGACAUUUAUAACGCCCGAUGUGAGUAAUAAUAACAACUGUGUCAUACAAGUUAUAGCUUGUCUUGUAUACCCCUGCGCUGAUCGGCGCACGGCUAUGGCUUGAAACUGGAAACAGAAUAGAAAUCUUUCAUUAGCAUGCAUGCGUUUAUUAGCAAUCAUUACGAAACGUAAUUCCUUCUUUUCCCUGUAAGUGCAUGACAAAGAUAGUAAAAGAAUAAGUGCAUGCAUGAGUACAUCAAAGUGUAUAUAUAAUGUUUUUCGAGAACACUGAUUAAACCAAGCUCGGAUCUUCACCAGUCCAAGUAAAUAUUAUACAUCUAAAAUAAUUUCUCAUUUUUUAAAGUGGGAGAGGCUUAAAGAUGUCAAAGUUUGGAAAGAUGCUGCUACUCAAAUGUUCUUCACUCUCAGCUUGGCUUUUGGAGCUCUUACUGCAUUUGCCAGUUACAUGCCUUAUAAUAAUCAAUGUAUACAUGAUGGUUAUACUGUGGUGAUUAUAAAUUGUGCUACUUCAAUGUUUGCUGGUGUAGUGGUUUUCUCUAUUCUUGGUUACAGAGAACUGAAGACUGGAAUAGCAGCUAGUGAGGUCUGAAAAUCAUGCUUAAUAAAGUUCUUUCUUAAAACGCGGCCCGCGGACGGGGCUUAGUUCAGAAGAUUUGAGGAUUUGAACUAUUAAGCAGCUAGUACUUCCAGAGUUACAGUAUAUUAAUUUUUAUUUGGUUUAUUUUAUUUGGACAUUGAUUGAUCAUCGCCCAGUAUUUCAUCUUUGAACCAUAUUAAUUCAUUCAAGUUUUAAAUCGUUGUGUAAUAUACGUUCAGCUUUCUAGUAUACGUGUACAUUGAAAAUUGUUUUUCGUUGGUCAACUCACUAACGCAUGCACUAUUGGAUCAAUUUCUUAAUUCAAUGCAGAUUGCAGAAUAAAAAAAGAUCAUGUAUUAAAUCUUCAACGAUAAGUUAGUUCGCAACAAACCAAGUGAACAUAAAUUGGCCAGUAAUCUUUCUUACCUUAAAUUCUGUUAACCAGUUUGCAAAAUUAUAUCAAUCAUAAUGUUUUACUAUAAUAUAUAAAAGCGAAAUGUUAAUAAACAUCCCUGCUUUGAGCCUUUGACACAGGGCCGUAGCAACCGGAGGGGGGGGGGGGCUGUAGCCCCCUGCCUCCCCACCCAAUCAUUUGCUAAUAAUCAUUCUUUUCUCAUUUAAAUAAUAUACCUUUAAAAUACUGACAAUUGAUUAAUUUUAAGCAGCUACAUUAUCCAUGCUAAACUGCAAAGAAUGAAGAUAUUACCCAUACUUUUCUGCAACUUAUCCAAUAUAUAGUUAAUUAAAUACGCCUUCGCCCAUUCCGUACUACUAAAUUGUAAGCAAAUUGUAAAUUUCGACAUACAAAAACGCUAAAUUGUAAAUUUCGGCAUACUAAAACGCUGUUUUCUGACCAACAGAAUUCUGUCAGAUCUUCCCUAAAGUCCAGGAAAUGACAUUUCAGAGACUCUAAAUUUAAAAAUUUCCUCGGGCCUUCGGCCCUCGGUUUCAGCCGCCCCCCCCCCCAAUAAAAAAGAGCUUCCUACGACACUGUGCCACUAUCCUAGCUCACCUUAAAUUAUAGUGAUGAUUUCUGCAUGAGUCCAGAGUCGGUCUACGCCAAGUGUCAGUGGUAAUAUGAUAUCCCUCGACGGGAUUUUAAAAAGUAUUUAAGAAUUGCAAGCUAAAUAAUUUCUUGCUUUAUUUUUUCCUAGGUUGGUAGUGGACCUGGUUUAGCUUUCAUGGCAUUUUCCGACGCUCUCUUAAACUUGGAUGUAUCUCCACUGUGGGCGAUACUCUUUUUCAUUAUGUUGAUUUUGCUUGGUAUUGACAGUGAAUUUGGUACACUUGAGGCAGUUAUUGGACCACUCAUGGAGCUGGGAACCUUUCCUAAGAAAAUGAGGAAGGAAGUAGUUACUGGUAAGUUAAACGGACUGACAUCGAUUACAUCAAACAUUAUUCACACGAUGGUGCAAAGGUUUUCUGGUGUCAUGUGGGUUUUAGCAUGAAACUCCCUGAUCCAGGGUAGGAUCCUCUCUUCCAUUUCCAGACUCAGAUUCUUGCCUGUCGUGGAAGAUUUUGUAAAAUUAUAAGGACGCUUGUUAUGGUGGUGUCGAAAAUGCAGAAAACUAAACCACAUGCAGAGAGUCGGACAACACGCCCAAAAUGGCCCAGCCCAACGGCGUAAAUUAGGCAUGGGCAACAGCUCAUUGUAAAUAUGAAUACCUUUUUGCUCAUCCAACAUGCAUCUUAUGCACUCUUGUAUGUCAUUCUUCAGCUAUCGUCGCUAUCGUCCUUUUGCUUGUUGGAUUGGGAAUGGUCGCUGGGAAUGGUUUUUACAUCUUCCAAAUAUUUGACGAUUACGCUGCUGGGAUUGCUUUGCUGGUCAUUGCUAUGUUCCAGUGUAUUGGUGUGGCCUGGAUAUACGGCAAUGAAAGGUAUAUAGAUUAGUGGCUUUAACAUCAAUAUUUCACAGUUAUCCCAUCUGGAUAUAUAGAUUUGCAAGUUAAAUUGAUUAUCAUACCUUACCUGAGCAUAUCCAAAAGUCCCAGUACAUUUAAAAAAAUAACAUAAAUUAAUACCUUACCUUAUCAAGAUUUGUGGGCAUCUCGCUCGAUAGAACUAACAAUUGAAGGGUUUUUAUAGAUGGAAAUUUCGAGAAGAAGAUUUUAUACAAUUUUAGACCUAUUAAAAGCUGGAGCAACUGAUAUUUAAUAGUAAGUUUUAAAUUUUAGAUUUGCUGACGAUAUCGAAGAUAUGACAGGCAGCAGACCGUGGAUUGGGUGGAGAAUUUGUUGGAAAUAUAUCUCACCUAUCGCAUUGUUCCUUAUCUUGGUUGCUACUGUUUACGAUCUCACCGAAGACACGGCAACAUAUCAGGCCUUUGUAGGAUGUGAACAGGUAUAAGCGAAUUUCUAAUUGAAAUAUCAUUAAAGGGGAUUUUAAAUCGGCUUCGUGAAAAUCACUGUGUGUAAACGCAGUUAAUGAUGGCGGAAAGCUCUUUUUUAAAAUAUUUUGGUCAGUGUGAACGUCUCAAUUUUGAUGUCUUAUUUUGCUUUCAAAUCUUCCAUACUAAUUGGUAUGGGUACUGUCACAAUAGUACCCUGCCAACUCAACCUUCCGAGACAAGUAUCAUUUAUUUGUUUUGUAGUGUUAGUGAUGAGUACAGUGUUCCACAUUAAACCUUCUUCACUGACCUCAUAUACGGUAAACUUUCCUCACAGGUACCGGUAACUGCAUACCCGCAGCCUUUUUUCAACUCUGUUGGUUGCCCAUUUUAAUUUGACAAUAGUCAAUGCUAAGAAUAGCAUAAAACUGCCUAUUAAUACCACGUGAUACAUGACAUUUAUUCUUUAUGUAGGACCCAUUCAGUUCUAAGUAUCUUGGAAGCAAGACAUGGACAGCAGGUCUUGAAUAUCCCGGAUGGGGCCAAUUCCUGUGUGCUUUGAUGGUCCUUAUUCCAACUGCACCUAUAAUCUUCUUCAUUAUUUAUCGCUCUGGUGUGUAGACGUGCCAUACAAUCAAGAAACGUGUAACCAAGUUUUAUUGUAUAAACUAAAAUUUUACCUAAAUCCAAACACCGUACACGUGUACGUACACAUUUGUUUAAUAAAGUAUACAUGUCAGUAAAAUAUGUAUGAAAGAGCCAGUGGAGUACGGGAAUGAAAUUUAGGCUGUUAAGUACCUAAGAUCGAGAACUACAUCAGGCUUACAAUGUUGAUGGUCAUGUUAAUUAAUACAUUAUACGGUGCAGUUUUUAGACUAUUUCGCUGAUAUGUGAAGCAGGUUUAACGGCACGCAGUCACUGUACUUAAUUUAACACUCGUGCAUAUUUACUCUCUAAACUUUUUUGAAAACCUAAUGCCGGUUUUCCACUAGCGAAAUUUGUCGCGCGAAUCUUUUGUCUUAUAAGCUCUCGGCUGGAGCUAUUUAGAUUUUUAAUCAAAUUCGUUUAACAAUAAAAAAUUCGCUUUAAUUUUAACAAUAAAAAUUCGCUUCGCGCGAAAAAAUUCGCUAGUGGAAACAGGCUUAAAGCCGGUUUUCCACUUGCGAAUUUUUUUCACGCGAAGCGAAUUUUUCAUCUGUCUUUGGUCUGUGAACUGGAACCAUCUGGAACUAAUUGGAUAAAGACAAAAGAAAAAUUCACUUCGCGCGAAAAAAUCCGCAAGUGAAAAACCGGCUUAAAACCAGUUUUCCACUAGCGAAUUUUUUCGCUCGAAGCGACCUUUUUCCUUUGUCAGCAUCCAUUUUGCCACGUCUUGCUGACGUAAUAAGUGAUAUACCGACAAAGGAAAAAGGUCGCUUCGCGCGAAAAAAUUCGCUAGUGGAAAACCGGCUUAACGAACAGGAUCGAGCACGCGUCACUGCCAGGGGCCGGUUGUAUAAAAGUCAUAAUCACUUUUUUAAAGACUAUUUUGUAGUUAAAUAGUGAUUAACUCUUAAAUAGACGCUUCUUAUUGAAUGACGUUUGCACUUAACCAUAGUUAUCUUUAAUCACUUUUUUAUACAACCGGUCCCCGAUACCACACCGAGGACUCCGAUUUUUCCGAUACCCUGUAGAAACUAGUUGAACCAUGCAUGCAGGGGCAACUGUUUUUGAAGAGAUUAGAAUCAGUUAAGAACCGAGCUGCCUGAUUUCAUAUAUAGGUAUCAUUUCACUCCUGUGGUUCUAGCUUUUAUGCGGGUUUUUGCUGUAAUAUUUAAAAUAUUAACCAUAGUACAUAGGUAAAUAUCAGGAUUUUGGGCAUCUCACUCGAUAGAACUAAUUGUUGAUCAGGGUUUGUAGAUGGAAAUUUCGAGUGUAAUUUUAACAUAUUUAUUAAACAAAUGUAGCAGUCAUAUCAGUUUUGAACGUAAUUGGUCAAUGAGUGUCUGAUACCAAUCUCGUUCCCAGAGUAUGCCUGUUCGCUGGUUAUGUAGUAGCAUGACACUACAUAACCCGCGAACAGGCAUAUUCUGGAAACGAGAUUGGUCUGAUGCAUGUCGCCGCGGGAAUUCUCUAGUACAUGUGCGGUUGCUUUGUGCUAUAGGUAGAUUUUUACACAAAUCACAUUCUCAUCACUUGAGUCACUGUCUCACUCCCUGGUCUCUGGCUCUCUCGUCUCUCACUAGUCCCAUGCAUUAUAUAUAUUUUAGAUUAUCUCACGUUCAGUUCAUUCUCACCUAUGAUUGGUUCGUCUUAAUUGCAUUAUUUUUCUAAUUAUUUUGCACUAUAUUAUUAAAUCAACACAUAAUCAUCCCCAGUCUCCGACACACUCCCCCCAUGUAGCUCCUAUAUGGAGAUACAUGUUAUGAAGGAGACUUUUAUAAAACAUAACAAUGAAUAUAGAAAAUGUCAAUAGUAAAAUAGUCAAAGUUGCCCUUAGUUUUUAAAGUUGUUUCUGUUCAUACUCUGCAAUCUUCCGAAUUCGCUCAUAAGCUUCUUCAGCAGCUUUUCGCUUCGGUCGGAAAACCUUGGCAUCUGGGUUCAGUAUGGUUGCAUCUGGUUUAACGCUAGUCUCACUUGCAAGCUCCAUUGGGUAGAGGUGCUGGACAGGUCUCUCGAGGGUUCCUUUGGCUGUCUUCAGUUUCACUGCCCGAAUGACUCCGUCUUUUCCCGGAAAGACUCGUUGCACGAUAGCCAAGGGCCAGUUUCCUCGGUUUGUGUCGUCACUCUUUACUAUUACCACGUCCCCUACAAAGACUUUGAACUUUGUCGUCUGAUGUGUCAGGUUGUGUUUCUCUCUAAGGGCAGUCAGGUAUUCUCUUCUCCAGCGGUUCCAUAGGUUCUUCUUGCAGGUGAUCAAGAACUUGGGUCGCUUUCGCAGGGAUUUCUCUUCUUCUCGCCAUGGCUCUUGUUCGGGUAGUUGGUUCGACCUUUGGAACAGGAAGGUAGAUGGGGUGAGGGUUUGGAGCUCAACAUCAUCUUCCACGUAGCUCAGAGGGCGUCUAUUAAUUUGGGUCUCGAUAUCUAACAUGACUUCGCUUAACUCUUGCCAAGUGAGUGUCGCUCCCCCGAUCGUCUUGUGCAUUGCUUUUUUCACUAUACCUAUCAGUCUCUCGAACUGGCCGUCCCACCAGGGUGCUCUUGACAGGUUGAAUUUCCACGUGAUGUUGCACUCUUCUAGAUGGCUGUGGAGGCGCUCGUUCUUCACUGCUUGACCUAACCACUUCGCCGCUUUCACGAAUGUACGACCGUUGUCUGAGUAGAUAACCCGAGGUCGACCCUUUCGAGCGACUAGCCGUUUCAAACAUGGGAUAAAGGUGGCCGUUUCAAGAUUGGGAACUAUUUCUAGGUGGACCGCUCUCGACAAACUGCAAGAGAAAAUGACCAGAUAGGCCUUUCCCUCUCGCUUCGCAGCUCUUCGAUACCGUAUUGGCCCUGCAAAAUCAGUUCCCACGACUUCGAAGGCUGUUUCUCCGGUGGUUCGGUCUUCUGGAAGUUGACCAGGAGGGGGUGCUGCGAAGGCCGUUGCUCUUGAACGCUUGCAACCCCAGCAAUCUCUUCGGAUCGACUUUACCAACCGUCUGAGCCUUGGUAUCCAGUAAUCCUCUCUCACUGCGGCCAUGGUUAAACCAACGCCGCCAUGCAGUGUCUCGACGUGUAUUCUCUGCACCAACUUUCUCGUAAACGGCGCGUCAGGAGGUGGGUAAAUUGGGUACUUUCCUCGGAUUCUUCCCCGACACUCGAGCAGACCUUCGACGUUUUUCUGCAGGUUGAGGGCGACUUUGGUUCGCUCGUGAUGUGGGGUUGUGCUGUCUUGGAGUUGGACACGUUUGAUCCACCAGGUCUUCAUUUCGUCCACUUCUGGGGUUGUCAACGGACCGCGUUGCUUUUGUUUGCUUCGACAAUUGCGAACAAAACGCAGUAUCCACGCACUGGUUCGGAGGACGCGUCGUAGGUCUCGUCUUUCGAGAAAGUCGUCGAAGUCGUCCGUGUUCGUCUCUUCUGCUUGUGCGACACACAAGACUUCUUUAAUGAUUUUGGCCUCAGCCUCUGAAUCUGCUGAAGUUUCUGUAAUUGGGUUGGUUGGCCAACGGUCGUGGUCUUGUAGCCACUCAGGUCCAGUCCACCACAACGGUGUGGUCACUGUCCCCCCACGGCUGGCUAGGUCGGCAGGGUUGUCAUGGGUAGGCACGUAUCGCCACUCGAUUUCCGGAUGAAGUUGGAUCUUGGCGACUCUAUUUGCCACAAACUGUUUAUAUUGUCCGUUACCCCGGAUCCAGUGUAGGGCAACUGAGCUGUCUAGCCAUCCGAGUAUUCUGGGCUUCGGAAGUCCCUGUAAGGCGCUGCCCACGUUCGUCACAAGAUUGGUGGCCAUGUGUGCUGCGACCAAUUCCAAACGAGGAAUGGUGAGCCCUUGCUUCGCGAGUCGACCCUUCCCAGCUACAAGUCGCUGUGUGACUCCCGACUUUUGUCUCACGAUUGAGUAGACAGCGGCGCCUACUCCUUGUGUAGAGGCGUCUCCAAACGCGUGGAGCUCUAGCUCAUCGACCGGUUCUCUGUGAUCAACUAUCGCCCGCGGUGUCGUCUCUAUCUUCGGGGUGAUUCGUUCCCACUUCUUCCAACGCUGUGUCAGUUUAUCAUCAAGCUUGGCAUCCCACGGUGUCUUCGACUCACACGCCGCUCUGUACACCAAUUUCCCUUCUAGUGUCAGCG